Messenger RNA from Fusarium oxysporum Fo47, 957 nucleotides. Its product is annotated as class 2 aldolase adducin domain-containing protein. Bases 1 to 957 code for a protein of 318 amino acids. The transcript has 2 exons. Gene Ontology annotation, cellular component: cytoskeleton. The record is from RefSeq and is a predicted model, not a curated record. Gene Ontology annotation, molecular function: actin filament binding. NCBI's taxonomy places the organism in Eukaryota, Fungi, Ascomycota, Sordariomycetes, Hypocreales, Nectriaceae.
AUGGCUCAACACGGAAUCAGCGCUUCUACCUUGACUGUUCCUGUACAGAAUGUUCUCCGCCUCACAAGUGGCCAAUCGGGCUCGGCUCAGCAACAGGAAGAGACUCCGUGUCAAGCAAUCUCUCAUGGGGAUGAACUGCCUGGUAUUCCUAGGUUCCCUACCUUUCGAGAUCACCGUCGACACAUUCUUGUCCAUAUGGCGGCAACCUUUAGACAUUGGGCCCGUCACAACUACACUGAAGGGCAGUCGGGUCAUAUCUCAAUUCGCGACCCUGAGUACCCGGGACUCAUGUGGAUGAACCCCCUCAGCCGUCAUUUCGGCAGCCUCCGUGCUGGCGACAUGAUCUGUCUUGACAUAGAGACUGGUCGGGUUGUUGCUGGUAAGAAGAACCCUGCUACAGGUGGUAUCACGGUGAAUGCAGCAGGAUUUUGGAUUCACUCAGCCAUUCACAAAGCACGGCCCGACGCACACGCAGUUUGCCAUGCACACACCGUGGCCGGUCGCGCUUGGUCUGUGUUCGCCAAGCCGCUUGAGAUGCUCACCCAAGACGUGUGCAACUUCUACAAUGCUCACGCUGUUUACGAUGAAUAUGGUGGUAUUGUCUUUGCUGGUGAGGAAGGGCAGCGUAUUGCGGCGGCAUUAGGGACCGAUAAAAAAGCAGCAAUCCUGAUGAGUCACGGACUGUUGACAGUAGGAAGCACUGUUGAUGAGGCAGGCUUCUUAUUUGGAUUACUGGAUCGGUCAUGCGCUAUUCAAUUGCAUGCAGAAGCGGCAUCUGCUAAUGGACUCAAGAAGAGGAUUAUCAGUGAUGAGGAGGCUGGACAGAAUUUCAAGAUGGCGAGUGAAGCUAAUGUCCUGUAUAGAGAGGGACAGGCGGAUAUUGAGUACGAGAUUGAGGCGGUUGGCGGCGAAGAGGAGAUGGCAAAGGGUUUCGGGGAUCUCAAAAUGGGUAUCUAG